This is a messenger RNA of Oikopleura dioica, 822 nucleotides long. NCBI's taxonomy places the organism in Eukaryota, Metazoa, Chordata, Appendicularia, Copelata, Oikopleuridae. The record is from the annotation of a GenBank genome assembly.
AUGGGAGAGAAUUCCUCGACAAUUUCUGAAAGCUUUCUUGGAUCAUACAGAGACCUAACGAUCAUUGGAGGAGAGACGGAGAAAAAAAGACAUUUCCGAAGUUCAAAAUACGCUGAAAUAUCGAAAGUAAACGACCAUGAAAAAUAUAUUGCUGACUUGACAAACAGAGUUGAGUCGCAAGAAAUAACAAUCAAUCAGUUGGAGCAAAAAAUAAACGAUGCGGAAUUGUCUGUUGAAGAUAUGCGUUUGAGAUCUCCAGCUCCGAAUCAGCCCGUGCCUCCGCGGACUUACAGCGAAUCUUCCGUUACAUCUACUCGAUCGGAGAGCACAAACGAAGAGCUCCUGAGAGAACAUUCUUUGAAGCUUCAAGUCAAAACACAAACAAUGCGCGAAAUUGGCGGAGCCGGUCAUUACUCUGGUGAUGAUCGCGAUCUCGGAAACGGCGGGCGUAGAAAUGACAUGAGCGACGAGGGAAUAAAGAAAAUUUUCGAGAUUAUGUCGCUUGGUCAGACUGAGGUCAAUUUCAAGACAUAUUGGAACAAAAACUACAACGUCUCAGCUUUUGGCUACACCUUAAAAAUCAACUCUUACUGGGAAGGUGUUGAUGGAGAUUGCGAAUUCUACCACUUCUGGCUCAAGCACCAAGUAAUGCCCAUAAGAUUCAAAGUCACUGCAGAACAAAUCCACGAAGCCACCGGAAGAGUUUACGACAAGCAGGAGCUUGAAAGCGCCAUCGACGGAAAAUGCCAUAAAGUCCAGCUAAAAGAAGUCCGCGGCCAUUUCGUCCGAUGGAAUGUUACUCUUCUUCCUUUAUAUUCUUAA